Molecule: messenger RNA, 9242 nt
Organism: Zootoca vivipara (common lizard)
Lineage: Eukaryota; Metazoa; Chordata; Lepidosauria; Squamata; Lacertidae
Source: RefSeq, a predicted model, not a curated record
UCAUUACAUCUUUACAUCGUUCAUUUGCAAUUACAGUUUCUCAUUCAUUUGCAAUCAUCUUUACAUACACUUUUGCAAUAACUUCCACCCUUAAGUCUAACCCACCACCAUUUCCCACCACCCCACCCCUUUCAGACUUCCCUCCGUCACUUCUUCAAUACCUGUAUACAAAGCCUUAACUCAAUAUGCAUUCUAUAUGCACUAUUCUUUUUUAAAAAAAAGCUUUAUUUAAACAUUUAAGUAUUACAAAACAAAACAAGAGAAAAAACCCAACAAUUCAAAACAAACAAUAUAUAUUCAGUAUAUUCAAACAGACUUAAAGAAAAAUAUCUUUCCCCCCUCUCCACUCCCAUCCCUCACGCUUCCCUCUAUCCAUGUCCGAUCUUCUUUUACCUACUGUACUGUUUAUUGUUGCGUUGUUCACUAUAUCUAUUUAUUUAUCCUAUCGUUCCUACUAAAUUACUCUAGCACCCACUUUCACCAUGUAUUCACAAUUCCAUUCUUCCUUAAUUACUUGAUUAGAACAUGCUCUGAUUGAUGCUGUUAAUUGGGCCAUCUCUGCAAAUUCAAACAUCUUUAUUCUCCAUUCUACUAGUUCUGGUAUUUUGUCAGAUUUCCAGUUUUUUGCCAGUGCAAUUCUGGCUGCCGCGGUUGCAUAAAGAAAUGCAUUCCUGUUAUUCUUAGGGAUGUCAUUCAAAACUAAACUUAAUAAAAAAGCCUCUGGUUUCUUCAAGAUUGAAAUUCUAAAUAUCGUUUUACGCUCUUCAUGUAUCAUUGUCCAAAAUUGUUUCACCAUCUUGCACCCCCACCACAAGCGAUACAUCAUCCCCACCACUGCUUUACAUCUCCAACAUAGGUUUGUUUGUUUUUUAUACAUCUUUUAGUUUAACUGGUCUGAGGUACCAGGGGUAAAACAUUUUCAUUAUAUUUUCCUUAAUUGAGUACCGUAGCAUGCAGUAAAAUUUACAUCAGUUUUCCAUAGUCUUUCCCACUUGUCUAAAGUAAUUAUUUGACCCAGCUCUUGAGGCUAUUUUAUCAUAGGUUCCUUUAUUACCUCGUCUUUCAGUUCCCUUUCUAGGAGCAUAUUAUAUAUUUUCAAUAUUAUUAUUUUAUUUGGCUGCAGAAGUUCACUUUGUAAUUUUGAUAUUUCCUAUACAGGAAAUAGUGCUAUUCUUCAAAGCUCUAGAUGAAAUGGAAAGCCAUUAAUGAGUCUGGGAGGCCCUGCCCUCCUGUCCUCCUGGCUGCCUGGGAAGUGGGUAGAACGCCUUAUGACGCCAUUAGACACCAUGCACUAACAGUUGCUUCAGGAGCUGUCCCUUUCCCUCCUACACAGCGGUUAACCCUGAAAGAAGUUUUUGAGGAUGGGAAACCCAGGCUGGAGGUCUUAAGAAACCACUUGGUGAAAGAAGGGCGUCUGGAGGAGGAUGCAGCGCUGAAGAUAAUCAAUGAUGGAGCCUCCAUUCUGAGGCAUGAGAAGACCAUGAUUGAAGUUGAGGCUCCAAUCACAGUGUGUGGUGACAUUCAUGGGCAGUUCUUUGACCUGAUGAAGUUGUUUGAAGUUGGAGGAUCACCCAGUAACACUCGCUACCUCUUCCUGGGAGACUACGUGGACAGAGGCUACUUCAGUAUAGAGUGUAUGCUGUAUUUAUGGAGUUUAAAGAUAAACCACCCCAAAACACUUUUCCUGCUCCGAGGGAACCACGAGUGCAGGCACCUCACAGAAUACUUCACCUUUAAACAAGAAUGUCGAAUCAAGUACUCCGAGCGGGUGUAUGAUGCAUGCAUGGAUACAUUUGACUGUCUUCCUCUUGCUGCCCUUUUGAACCAGCAGUUUCUGUGCGUGCAUGGAGGGCUGUCUCCUGAAAUCACAUGUCUAGAUGAUAUUAGGAAAUUAGACAGGUUUAAGGAGCCUCCAGCCUUUGGUCCAAUGUGUGACCUGCUGUGGUCUGAUCCAUCAGAGGAUUAUGGCAAUGAGAAGACACUGGAACAUUUUACCCACAACACUGUUCGAGGUUGCUCCUACUUCUACAGUUACCCUGCAAUUUGUGAAUUUUUGCAAAAUAAUAAUUUGUUAUCUGUUAUUCGAGCACAUGAAGCCCAGGAUGCUGGGUACCGAAUGUACAGAAAGAGCCAGACUACGGGCUUUCCAUCCCUAAUCACAAUCUUUUCUGCACCAAAUUAUCUAGAUGUUUAUAACAACAAGGCUGCUGUGCUGAAAUAUGAAAACAAUGUCAUGAACAUCAGGCAGUUCAACUGUUCUCCACACCCUUACUGGCUUCCAAACUUCAUGGAUGUUUUCACAUGGUCUUUGCCUUUCGUAGGGGAAAAGGUUACAGAGAUGCUGGUAAACAUCCUUAACAUCUGCUCUGAUGAUGAGCUCAUUACAGAUGGAGAUGAAGCAUUGGACGGAGGCACCAAUGCCCGUAAAGAGAUCAUCAGGAAUAAGAUCAGAGCCAUUGGGAAGAUGGCACGAGUCUUUUCAGUUCUUCGGGAGGAGAGUGAGAGUGUGCUGAUGCUCAAAGGACUGACUCCUACAGGUACUCUGCCCCUGGGAGUCCUCUCAGGGGGGAAACAGACUCUACAGACGGCCACAGUAGAAGCGGUAGAGGCACGGGAAGCCAUCCGUGGAUUUUCGCCACAGCACAAGAUCCGCAGCUUUGAAGAAGCAAGGGGACUGGACCGUGUCAACGAACGCAUGCCGCCGCGCAAGGAUUCCAAGCACCCCGACGGGCCGGUGAACUUAACCUCUACAAACUCUGCGGAAAAGAACGGGAUGGGGAAGAAAGCCCAGUAACAGUUCAGGCGCCGCCCACUCUGUCUCACUAAAGGAUCCAAAACUUAAUGAAUUCUAUUUAUUUAUUAUGAAGGGGGAGGGCAAGGGGGGAGGGGAGAAACCAACUUAGCCUGGAGGCACAUCCAUAAUCCAGUUUGCAUCCAUUCUGUAAGAGAGGUGACCAUUUUGUAAGUUUUUAAAAUUUUAUGUUCAAUAUAUAAGAAGUCAUCUUUUUUUAAUUUAGGAAUGGCUCUAAAUACUAGUACAUAUAUAAAGUGUUGUUUUGUACAGAUUGCCUGUCCCUGCCAGGAGGGAAGGAGCCUGUGCGUGUGGUUGGGGUGGGGGGGUGGGAGGAAGGGAAGCAGGAACAACCCAGGGCAGCUCUGGGAUCUGAUUUUAUAAUGGAACCGUUUCAAGUUAUCCUUGUUUUUUAAAAGUGGCAACUUUCAUUUGAAAGCAACAUUUUUCUCCUCCCAGAUUUUGCUGUGUUUCUUCUGCAUCUGAUGCUCCAGCAGUUGACUUCCAUUAAAGGCAUGUUGCAUAGGGCAAUUGGUAAACUUUCUCCUUUUUGGAAUCCUGUGUCACAAGGCAAAUGUUGACAUGUGCAGAUCAGCUCCAGGUGAAUGACUGGAACUGGAGAAAAAGAUCUUCCUAAUCCUACCUCUGCCCCUUCAGAUGUUGCCAUUGAUUUCCUUUCAGGAAUCCAGUUUCAGCAGAGAAAUUAAUUCUCUUGGAAUAACCCAGUAGGUGGGCUUUGAGUUCACCCAGCUGGUUGCUCAUGUUGUUCCAUGAACACAACCAUAUUUCACAUCACACAGGUGGGAUUUAUGUGAUUUUCUCUGACAGGAAAAUAACCUCCACAGAUUGUCAUGGACUCAUAUUCUUAAUGUAAAAAGCUGUACAAAAUUAAUAUUUUAGCAGUGAGAUACUUUCCCUUCUUCCCACAUAAUAUUCUUCUCCCAUGCUGCACUGCAAUAGCUCCAUGAUGUGAGCCCCAGCACAAAAUCUUUCUAUGAUAUGCCCCCCAGGAACCUGCUUCAUUUCCAAUUCAUGUGAGGUGUAGGAGGAAAGGUUUUGUGCAGAGUCCUGCACAUCAGCAGCACUGCUUCCUUUGUCUUUGUGUAUCCUAUGUGGGACAAGUAGGAAAACCCACAGUGGUUAUAAAUGGGUGCUCACUUGGGAGUCUCCCUUGAGGGGGGAAUGGGCAUAAGCAGAUCUGUGAAGGCUCCCCCGUUUGGCUCCUGCAUACAACUGGCAAAGCUCUCCUGGGCUGAAUAUAAAGGGCUUCUUGGUGAUCUCAAGGGCACAGCCACAGCAUGAGCGGCUGAUAUUCCAGCCCCUGUAAUUCGCGUCAAAGUGAUGCUACAGCGUUUUGUGAUCAACAGCGUUUUGGAUCAAAUUUUCACAAUCAAAGCAUUUCCCAUCAACACUGGCUCAUGGUUCUGGGAGUGCAUAAUCCCACUAUUUUCUGGUCAACACCAGGCUGUAUUCAGCUUAAUUCUGCUCAGAAUAGACAGUCAGGGGUCACCAAACUUACCGUGCUUCUGGCCAGUGCCUGCAGUGCCAAUCGCGCGGCGGGUGAGCGCGCACCCAUACGCAUGCACACACGCUAUUUCCGGCGGACUUCCGGGUUGCAGGAGCACCAAAAAUAGCUUGUGCACAUGCACACGGACCUCCUCCGACCUGGAAGUGCACCGGAAAUGACGUGCAUGUGCACAAGCUAUUUCUGGUGCUCCUGUGACCUAGAAGUGCGCAGCCGCGUCGCACAGCGCCAUGCUUGUAAGAGUGGGCGGUGGCAGUGAGCGGCGGGGGUCGCCGCGGGCCAGAUAAAUGAGUCCUUUGGGCCAUAUCCAGCCCCCGGGCCAUAAUUUGGGGAUGCCUGGAAUAGACCCAUUGAAAUUAAUGGACCUAAGUUAGUCAUGUCCAUUAAUUUAAGUGGAUCUACUCAUUGAGUGUGACUAGCCUAGGGUACAACCUCAUUGUGCUCCUUUUAAGAGGCAGCAUGAGUGAAGAGGCAGGUGGUUUCAGCUUUGUAACAGGAGACACUGCUGCUUCCUGCUUCCUCAUUACCCCAAACCUUAAAUGUGAUGGCCAAGAGUAGCUAUAUGUGGAAAGGGUGUUUGCAAGGAGGCACAGGCCACUAUAACACAUGUUAGGGAGCUUCAGGGUGCCCGCCUGCCUCCACAACUUUGUGUUUAUUGUGGAAAAUUCUGGCAUACUUGUGGCAAGCACAUUUGCCAUGUAAAAUAUGCAGUUCCCAAGUUUGCAUCUGGAAAACCUAAACCUGUAACUUUUGCAAAGGGAAGGAGACCUUUGGGCAGAUCCCUUAGCACUUCUCUUGAAGUAUAAUGAUAACAUGAUUGAUUGUUUGACAGAAUGCGUCAGUCUUGUUCUCUGCCAAGUGUUGUAAAAACCACUAAGGGCUCCACAAAGGUGUGCAAAAUGUUUACUGCAAGCUGAAAUAGGUGACCUGUGAGUAUAGGAGUAAUGUACUGCGCCCGUUUUGUAAUGAAAGCAGUAUGUUUCCUCAUACUGCCAGAAAGGAAGUCACAGGCAGGUAGGCUUUACAGGUUGGUGAGAGGGACAAAUCUUAAGAGAGAAGAUGCAAUCCAUUUGGCUCUUUUUAAGUGUGAGUGAAUAGCCAAAUUAUAUUGCAUGGAGAAACUUCUGUAGAACUGAGUGGGGUUUUUGAGGAGAAACUGUUUAGCCAGCAGCUUGAACCUGAGGUCUUCAUUCUUUGAGGGAUAUUUGUUCAAGACAGAGUUGGAAGCAAGGGGAUUGUGUUAUAAUGUGCCAAAGAAUAGCAACCAAACAGAUGUGCUUGGAAGAAGGGAUCCCUGUGUGUAGAAUUGAGCCUGGUUGUUUUUUUAAUCCUGACUUGGAUGGAAGCCAGGUAUCGGUGGCAACUGUAUUAUUAUUAUUUAAGCCAAACUUGGUACAGUAAUUCAUUGGAAAGUGGUGCAGAUACCUUCCCCCUGGAGUUCAAGCAUUACCCUUCCUGGCACUGUUUGGGGUAUGUUGGAAGCAGUCUUCCACAGGGCCAUUCUUUCUUCCACCCUCUUGUACCUUAGUGACUUAAGCAAAUGGUACAAUCAGACAUUAUAGAGGUGUUGCAUAAAAAGGAUGCCUCUUAAUCACAGUGCUGCUAUCUUUUUCACUUUGAACAUAGGCCAGGGGUCCCCAAACUUAUGGCACUUCGGGCCGGUGCCUGCAGCACCGAUGCCGCGGCGGGCCGGAGGGUGGGGGAGCGCAUGGGAGUGUGCGCCCAUAUGCAUGCGCACACACUAUUUCUGGCACACCUCCGGGUCGCAGGAGCCCCGGAAAUAGCUUGUGUGCAUGCGCAUGGGCCUCCUCCCACCCGGAAGUGUGCCGGAAAUGACGCUUGCGCAUGCACACGAGCUAUUUCCAGUGCUCUGUGACCCGGAAGUGGGCAGCCACACCAGUAAGAGCGGGCAACGGCAGCAGGUGGUGGGCCGGAUAAAUGAGCCCUUCGGGCUGUAUCCGGCCCCCAGGCCAUAGUCUGGGGAUGCCUGACAUAGGCUUUCUCUGUUCAUAAUUAUCUCACAUCUUGGUUGAGAAUUAUGAAACGGCUUUGUUUGCAUUUUGGAGCAGAUGCAACUUUGGGAUUAUGUACUCAUGACUCUCCUUUUUACAUUAAUGGGUGUUUUGAAACUGCAAACAUUUGUUCCCCUUGAGGAUGAAGGAAUUCUAUUUAUGUUAAAGCUAUGCACACCUCUUAUGGCUUCUGUUGGAGAAAACCAUGGCACUUACUCUUUCAGAACAACACUGAUAGCAAUCUCUUCUAGAGAGAUCUCAUGUUUGCUACUUUGGUAGGAUGCAGACAAUCUGGCUUUAAGUGGAAUGUCUUCAGUUUAAGAACUGCAAAUUCUUACAAUUCAAACAGAGUCAAGGGAGUUAACACCUUUGCAUCUACCUGCCUUGACAUGGUUGUUGCUGCUGCUGCUGCUUCUGGCUGCUCUCAUGAUGAUCCCAGGAACUUCCACCCAUGUGGUUAGGCUUCCUUGCAUGUGUGCAUAACAUGCAAUCUUCCAAGCGAGGUGGGCAUUACCUGUUGAGUGAAUAUGCAAGCAAGCCCAGCUAUGUGAGCAGAAGUCUCUAUAUAUAUAGCCCAGGGAGCCACGUGGAAGGCAUUGCUAGGGGCUCUGGUGUCACAGGACAAUUUCUGGGCCCUUUGGUGUAGCAAGAAUAAAGCUUGGCUAGCACAAUCCUAUCUCUCUCUCUCUCUUGGAGUUGGGAAGAUAACAGCCAUCAUGCUUCUCCUAUUCAUCAGCUUUGGAGUUGGGAAGAUAACAGCCAUCAUGCUUUCCCAUUCAUCAGCUUUUGGAAGUUUAAAUUCAUGGCAACAAAGUACAUGGCCCCUCUUCACUCACUAGACACAGUUGAAAUGUUGCACUUGGACUGCUGAUUUGUUAAAGUGAGAAAUAUUUGGGCCCUUCUCUUGGCUGAUUCUUGCAAAAUAGCCAGGUAUUUCCUUCCUCCACCACCUCCUGCAUCUCUUUGUUCCCUGUUUUGCUUUUUCUCCUCUCAGGUGAAAUAUGUUCAUUUGGUGCCCCUUAUGCCCCCAGAUUCCAUUUGCUUGCCAAGGAAAGGGAGGCUGCUGAAACAGCCAGGCUGGGCAACUGUCCCAAGGAGGGACAGCUCUGAGGCAGGAGGGCCCACUUGGGGUCUUUCAUGUUCCUUCAGGGUUGCUUUGACACCCAAAGAAAAAUGUAUUCCAUGUUCCAUGUACAAAGACAUUGCUGGCUGUCAGGCCAAGCCUAUGCUCUGGUUGCCAAGGGAAGGCUGGCUCUGGGGCCUCUUUGUUUCCUCCUCACAGAGUGGGUGUUAAUUACACCCCGCCCCCCCAUUAGCUCAUCCUCCUUCUGUAACAUGCUCUCAGCUAGCUUCCCCAUGUUUUCAUGGAAAGAGUGAGCUAAAUUCCUGGUACCCUGAAGACACAGUCAGGCACAGUGUCUUGGGUGCUGUAGUCCACCCUUUCUCCCCUGGAGAUCCUUGCUGCCUGUGUUAGCAAACUAGAGUUUGAAAUGCAGUGUGGAAAGCAGCACUGAAGCCUUACUCUCUCUCCUCUGACUUGGGAAAGAGAGCUGCCAGCCAAGGCUACUACCCCUUUCUGGCAUGGACGUAAAGCCCAGUGCCAAGGAGACAUUCCUUGAUCUCAGCCAGGGCUCCCUCUUAACCAAAAAUGUGAAGUUGAUAAGAACCCAGAUGAAAACCAUAAUAAACACUGGAGACCUACUUAAACCUUAAACCAAAUAUUCUUGGGCCCCAGCUCCCAUCAGCCCAUGGUAAGGAAUGAUAGGGCUUUAAAAAUCCUAACAUCGCCAGGAGAGGCACAGGUUCUUCACCCCUGCCUUGAACUAUGGUUCCGGACUAUGCAUGUGAUGUGGCAGGUGGCUGGGAGGUGGGGAAUGUUGCACCCGCAGCACCCUUGGAGGUAUCCGUGGUCAGAUGACAACCUAAGAAGCCAUACUCUGAAAGGAGCAACCAUUAGCCACAUGAAAAAGUGACAUCCCAGGAGGCAAUUCCAGCUGCCCUGUGCUAUAGCUUUAAAUGGGGGAGGGGGGAUUACUGACCAGAGCAGUGGUAGGUUGUGGGGGGGGGGCUUAGAUAUGAGAUGGCCCUCUCUAAUUCCCCCCACACCCAAGUACUGGGGAAAUGCUCCUGGGCCAGCUGUCCAAUCCAGCAGCGAUUCUGUCUUAGAGCCACAAAUGCCUCGAGAGGCCUUGCCUCUACUCAUCAUCCCACCCAUUCUCCACUAUGCUGUCGUCCUUGUUGUUUUGCUUUUUAAUUCCAGGGACUAUCAUGAGCAACGAAAGCAGAAAAAGAAACAUUUUAAAAGCCAAGAAAGCCCGCCAGCCAUGGGACUCCAGUGUAUUAAAGGCUGUGUGUGCUACCCCCUUACUAUGAGGUUGCCUAUAAGCACCCUUUUUUAAAAAAAUAAAAAUUGUCUUGCAUGGUUUGAAAAAGCAAGAAAAAGCAAGUUGCAUGUAACAAGGAGGGGAUUCAACAGUGGGUCUUCCAAACUUCAGGACAAAGGUGCUUUCACCUCAUUGAAGAGAACCUGCCCUGUCAUGGUGCCACAGCCUGCUUGCCCCUCCCCAGUUUAGCUAAUCUUGAUUCUGCUGCCGGAGCCUCAUGCCAGCUUGGCACCAUCCCAGAAAAGGUGGAAUCACAAACCCCAGGAAAGGUGUGGGUGAGGACUGAGGUUCUUGAUUCUGAAGUCGUGUUUGCCCAUUGUCUGGAGGCUGACUCCUUUCUGUUCUUGCUCUUUUUUUAGUUACAUUUAAAGAAGAAUGGUGAAAAAUGUUAUUUAUUGGCUGAAAUUAUUUAAUAUAAUUUCUCUUUUGUGAACAAGGAAUGAAUUGGUUAGAACUGUCUUACUGUAAAUUGGAAAGUCAUCUUUAAGGGGGGGGGAGUUAAAAAUUAAAUGACAGUUGUUUGGCUCUGG